AUGAGGAUCAGGAAAAGACAGGUUCCCUUACCUCUAUCUUCGCUUUCUCCUGUACCUCUCUCAGAUCCCCAGUUCAGCCGGGAUCCUGUGGUGCAACUUCAACUACACAACAACCCACUUCAAAAUCUACCUCAAGAGCCUCAGAGAUUUGCUUGCUUUGAUUCCCAGCCAUCUGAUCAACCAAAUCAACCGAUCGGAGGUGGAAGUAAUGGCCAAGAUUGCUCUGAUGGUGCUGGAGCACCACAAGAAAAUAAGAUUAUGUUGGAGAAAGAUGAGAGAGGGAGAGAAGGAGAGAGGAGUCAUGAUACCAGGAAGGGAAGUUUCAUGGGUGCAGAAAUAGAAACUGUAAAUCUUACACCAUCAAGUUCCUCCCGUCAAGGAGUUCGGAGAUGGGGUGAGGGAGAGAAAGCAUUUCCGUUAAAGAAGAGAAGAGGAAGCUUCGAGAGAAGAUCAGAUGAUGAUGAAGUAAUAAUGGAGAAAGAUAAGAAAAUGAAGACAAAGAUGAACAAGAAAUGUGUGCAGCAAAAAGCUAAUAACAAAGAAGAAGUAGAAAGUAAGGAAAUCAUCAAAGAGGGUGUUGAUGUUACUACCAAUAAUGCUGCCGAUAGUGUCAAAAAGAAAGCUAGAGGUGGUGCACUCAUGGAAGGAUCAAGGUGCAGUCGUGUAAAUGGGAGAGGAUGGAGGUGUUGCCAACAAACCCUCGUGGGAUACUCGCUUUGUGAGCAUCACUUGGGCAAAGGAAGGCUGAGAAGCAUGACUAGCGUUCGAAGCCGAUCCAUGGCUCGCACUGCACCAAAGAAGGCCGCCGAGCCCAAGCCGUUAUCAAGCUCCUCGUUGUCAUUAGAGGAAAAGGAAAGAAAGCUCCUAUCACCCGAUGAUACGAAACUUGAUGGUCAUGAUCCAGACGAAGAUGAAGAUGACAAGCAGAAGCCUUUAAUGAUUGCAAAGAAGAAGGUGAAGCUUGGUAUCGUCAAAGCUCGAUCAAUUAGCAGUUUGUUGGGCCAACCAAAAAAUGGGAUUGCAGUAUCAGAAGACAGCAAGUAG
Molecule: messenger RNA, 1044 nt
Organism: Dovyalis caffra
Lineage: Eukaryota; Viridiplantae; Streptophyta; Magnoliopsida; Malpighiales; Salicaceae
Source: the annotation of a GenBank genome assembly